Molecule: messenger RNA, 3906 nt
Organism: Exophiala aquamarina CBS 119918
Lineage: Eukaryota; Fungi; Ascomycota; Eurotiomycetes; Chaetothyriales; Herpotrichiellaceae
Exons: 3
Coding region: 1-3906 (1301 amino acids)
Biological process (GO): transmembrane transport
Cellular component (GO): membrane
Molecular function (GO): ABC-type transporter activity; ATP binding; ATP hydrolysis activity
Source: RefSeq, a predicted model, not a curated record
AUGACGCAAGCACUGGGGACAGAACAAGAAAAAGGACUGCCGAGUCCUCCACCAGACAGCGGAAAGGAUUCCACUUCGAGCUUGCCCGCCACUUCUGCACUCAAGGACGUUGACAAGGAUGUUAUCGUCAAUGUCACUGGACAAACAAGCGAUACAAGCAGAGUACUCGAGGAUGAUAAGGACAACAACAAGAAGAAAGGCGCUGGGUUUGGGCCAUACCUUCGAGUCUGGCGCUAUGCGCAACCGAUCGAUCAUGCACUGAGACUAUGUGGAUUUCUUGCUGCCUGUGGUGCCGGUUCAGCCUUGCCCCUGAUGACAAUCGUCUUUGGGGAUAUGAUCAAUGAUUUCAACAAUUUCGACGCGGGCCAAACCUCGAUCGAUGACAUGUAUAACAGCAUCUCCCACAACGCCUUAUGGUUUCUCUACCUCUUCAUUGGGAAGUUCUUUCUUGUCUUCAUUAAUACCACCUGCUUCAGAAUCACAGCUAUCAGAGCAACAAAGGCUCUGCGGCAGGAUUUCAUCACGGCCCUCGUUCGACAAGACAUUGCUUACUUCGACAAUUGCUCGCCAGGUACAGUGGCUACCACAAUUUCGAACAAUGCCGAUAUCGUUGAGAAUGGACUAGGCGAGAAGGUCGGAGUUGCUUUCCAGGCCAUGGCCAUGUUGACGGCCGCGUUUAUCGUGGCAUUCACUCAACAAUGGAAGCUCACCUUGGUCACCGCAACUACUCUACCCUUGGCUGUCAUCGUGGUGGGCAUCACUGUUGCUCUCGACGCAAAGCUUGAAGCGAAGAUCCUCAAAAUCUACGGCAAAGCUGGUGGACUAGCGGAAGAGGCAAUGAGCACCAUCCGCAUUGUGACCGCAUUUAAUGCGAAGAACAAACUGAGCCGGAAAUACGAUACAUAUCUAGAGACCGCCAAACGCUACGGCGUAAAGAAGGGCCCGGUGCUAGGGUUUCAAUACAGUACUGAAUUCUUCGCAAUGUACUGUGCCUAUGCUCUGGCUUGGUUCUACGGUAUCAAGCUUCUGCUCCAAGGAGAAGUUGCUACGGGUGGAGACAUUCUCACAGUAUUAUUCUCCGUUCUGAUCGGAACCUCGUCCAUCACUAUGAUUGCGCCCUCGAUGGGAGAGCUGACCAAGGCAGCUGCAGCUGCGCAGGGAAUGUUUGAGAUGAUCGACCGCAAGUCUCUAAUUGAUCCGAUGUCUGAGGAGGGCAAGCGACCGGAACAAGCCACAGGAAACAUCAGUUUGAGAAAUGUGACCUUCUGUUACCCUUCGCGACCAACAGUGCGAGUCUUGGAUGACUUCAGCGUCGACUUUGAGGCAGGGAAAGUCACAGCAAUUGUUGGAGCCUCUGGCAGUGGCAAAAGUACUAUCAUGGGGCUCAUAAUUCGCUGGUUCGACCCAGAAUCUGGAUCGAUACUGUUCGAUGGUGCCGAUAUCAAAGAUCUUAACGUUCGCUGGCUGAGGACGAAUAUGGGGUUUGUCCAGCAGGAACCCACCCUUUUCAGCGACACCAUUUCCAACAAUGUCCUCCAUGGCCUCUUUGGGACCGAUAGUGACGAUCUCCCCGACUCAGAAAAACGUGAGCUCGUUCGACAAGCCUGCGUUCAAGCAUAUGCAGAUCAAUUUGUGGAGGAACUCCCGGAAAAAUAUGAUACCAAAGUGGGUGACAGAGGCGGCUUCCUGAGUGGCGGACAAAAGCAGAGAGUAGCGAUAGCUCGCAGUGUGAUAUCCGAUCCUCGCAUUCUUCUCUUGGACGAAGCCACUUCAGCUCUUGACCCGAAUGCGGAGGGAAUUGUCCAGGCCGCACUAGACAAUGUCUCGCAAACACGCACAACGAUCAUGAUUGCCCACAAGCUGUCAACUGUUCAGAAGGCCGACAAGAUUGUCGUUUUGAGCAAGGGGAAACUGGUUGAGCAAGGCACUCACCAAGAGCUAUUGGCCCGCAAAGGCGCAUAUCAUGGGCUCGUCAAUGCACAGAAUCUCGACUCUCAGCAAGAUGCCUCAUCGAAUACCAUCGACGAGAAGGCGGAAGAACUGCAGUUGCAGAAUACACCGACGCCCGCUCAAGAAACUUCCAUCAAACCCGCAGUCGAAGCAGAGGAUGUAUCACGCAAGCUCUCUCUGGUCAGGUGUAUCCUUAUUGUCCUGUAUGAGCAACGAAAGCAUUGGCUGUUGUUCCUGGGAGGUGCACUGGCCUCUGUUGGCGGUGGUGGUGUCUUCCCAGCUCAAGCAAUUGUCUUCAGCAGAAGCGUCCUCGUCUUCCAACUUCCUCCCGAUCGCGUAGAAGAUCGCGGAAACUUCUGGGCCUUGAUGUAUUUUAUUAUGGGUUUGGGGGUACUCGUUUGCUAUGCAUGUCUUGGCCUACUGUUUACCGUUGCCGCCUUUUACGCAACUCGUUUCUAUCGAAGUGAGUACUUCACCGCGAUGUUGAACCAGGACGUUUCGUUCUUCGACCUCGACGGUCAUUCUGCGGGGACGAUGGCCAGUCGACUUUCCACCGACACACAAAGGCUCCAAGACUUGAUCUCGGCAAAUUUUGGCCUCAUCUUGAUUGUCAUCGUCAACCUCAUUGGAUCCUGCACGUUAGCACUGGCUUAUGGUUGGCGACUUGCUCUUGUAGCCAUAUUUGGCUGCUUGCCUCCGCUCUUCUUCGCAGGAUUCACAAGGAUGCGGCUUGAGAUGAAAAGUCAAGAUCGAAUGAGCAAGAUGUAUCAUGAGAGUGCCCGAUUUGCUGCCGAAGCGAUUGGAGCCAUCAGGACUGUCUCCAGUUUAACUCUCGAGCCGAAGGUUGUGAAGACAUACGACGAGAAACUUGUGACAACAUCCAAAAAGGACCUACGUCAAACUGUUCUCAGCAUGAUUCUGUUCGGUCUAAGUGAGAGUCUGGACCUGGGUGCGAUCGGUCUGGCAUUUUGGUAUGGCGGUAAAUUGAUGUCAGAAGGCAAAUUGGACGCAGGUGUCUUUUUCAUUGUGUUUAUUGCAAUCAUAUUUGGAGGACAAGCUGCCGGGUUCUUAUUUGGCUUCACUUUGAAUACGACGAAAGCGCACUCGGCGGCGAACCAUAUAAUCGACCUUCGGAGGUCCAGACCCGCAAUCAAUACGUCAACUGGUGCAAAGGCCUUGUCCAGUGAUGGCAAUUCCGAUGUGGCCAUCGAGUUCCGGGAUGUAUGGUUCACUUAUCCAAGCCGACUGGAUGUUCAGGUUCUGCAGGGCUUGAAUCUGAAGGUGCAUAAAGGCGAAUCUAUAGGCAUUGUAGGUGCAUCAGGCUGUGGCAAAACGACGGUCAUCAGCUUGCUCGAGCGAUUCUACGACAUCGCACGCGGAGAGAUCCUACUCAGCAACAUGCCCAUCAGGGACUUCGAUGUCCAUUUCCAUCGAUCGAGAAUCGGAAUGGUCUCACAAGACACUACACUGUAUCAAGGCUCGAUCAGGGAGAAUGUGCUUAUCGGCGUGCCGGACGAUACAGUAUCGGAAGAGCGACUCGUCAAAGCAUGCAAAGAUGCCAACAUUCACGAGUUCAUCCAGUCUCUGCCCGAUGGAUAUAACACUGACGCCGGGACAAGGGGUCUCGCUCUCUCCGGCGGCCAAAGACAGAGAAUUGCCAUUGCCCGAGCGUUGAUUCGCGACCCUGAGAUCCUCCUGUUCGACGAAGCCACGAGUGCACUCGAUACGGAGAAUGAGAUUGUCGUCCAGGAAGCCAUUGAAGCGGCGGCAAAAGGACCUGGAAGGACGACUAUUUCUGUCGCUCACCGCCUCUCCACGAUCAAGCGAUGCGACCGAAUAUACAUCCUUCACCAGGGGAGGGUUGCUGAAGUUGGAACACAUGGCGAAUUGAUCGCUCGAAGGGGACGAUACUACCAGAUGGUUCUUGGCCAGAGUCUGGAUCGGCAAGUAGAAUAG